Molecule: messenger RNA, 648 nt
Organism: Effrenium voratum
Lineage: Eukaryota; Dinophyceae; Suessiales; Symbiodiniaceae
Source: the annotation of a GenBank genome assembly
AUGUGCAGCUUCGUUCCAGGCAAGGGCAUCGCUUUUGCAAAUGUAGCGGAUGAAACUUGCACAGCAAGCGAUCAUCCAUCUCUCUCUCCCGCAUUCCGACUUCGCAGCUACGAGCAUUGUUGGUACCUCUACUCUGGCUGCAGGUCAAGCAACUGUUCAGGCUGUGGCCUGAAACACAGGAUGUCUGUGCGGAGAUGCACUUGCCUUGCCUCCUCUGGCCCCUGCCUUGUCAUGUCUUCGACCCAUGAUGGAUGUGUGGGUGGUUUGCAGAGUUAUCCGGCACAGGAGCUCGUUUUGGGCUCGCUUGAGAGCAGCAGGCGCGCUUUCACGGAAGCAACGAGAAUCGAUGAGUGCAGUGUUUGUGGUGUGGAUGGAGACCUCAAGUGUAAAUCCCUGUCGCAGAGGGAGGUCGAGCAGGUGCGUGGCAGCCUCUUCUGCGACAAUUGCUCUGCAAACUCAUGCGCCUUCAAUAACGUUUCCAUCGGAAAGUACGAGAUGCCAAAGACGCAGCUGGGCAAUCGCAGCGGAUAUUCUGAAGUCAUCCUGGCAACUCUAAGCCCCUCCUGCAGGCAUGUGUCGCAGGUCCUGAUCUUCCGGAUCCUGAUCUGCCAAAUCCAAUCACACUGCUGGUUUUGCAGUGUUUUGUGA